Messenger RNA from Acipenser ruthenus (sterlet), 2519 nucleotides. RefSeq names its product calcium-activated potassium channel subunit beta-4-like. Bases 1383 to 2015 code for a protein of 210 amino acids. The record is from RefSeq and is a predicted model, not a curated record. Gene Ontology annotation, biological process: detection of calcium ion; potassium ion transport. Gene Ontology annotation, cellular component: voltage-gated potassium channel complex; membrane. Gene Ontology annotation, molecular function: calcium-activated potassium channel activity; potassium channel regulator activity. The transcript has 3 exons. Lineage: Eukaryota; Metazoa; Chordata; Actinopteri; Acipenseriformes; Acipenseridae.
UCUAUCUGAGACUGUGAAGGAGAGAAAUGCACACCAAUGCAGCUCUGAAUUCGUUCUCUUAAUUCUUGGAAUCAAAAUCGCUUUUAUUAACUGCGUGAUAUAUGGUUUAGUUUUUUUUUCUGUAGGCCUUUUAUUAGAAAUAAUAAUGACUGUAACCUAAAAUUCACAUAUAUUUUAUAUCGAACUGUUCGGCAACUUAGUCUAAUAGUAACGGUUUUAAAAAGGCACUUACGAUUUGCUGGUUUAUGCUGUGCAGAUAUAGCCAGACAGUAUCAAAAAGCAUCGCCUACAUCGGAUUGAAAUCACUGGCACUGCUUAUUCUUGUUGUUUAUAUAAAAAAAAUGAAUCAUAGAACCGUUACAUUCUGACCAAGUCUAUUUAGUAUGUAAGGCAGCGGGCUAUAGGAACGUUUUCUGGCUCUAUAGCCACAUAGUGUAUGCAAAAUCGAUAUGUUUACUAUAUAGAUUGUAUAGGCCACUUUUAUUUAAGGACAGAACAAAGUGUGUUUAUGUAUUUGCUGUUUGACAUAAAACCACCCGCGCAACGAUUUUAAAAUCUAAAAACGAACUACAAACACAUAUUGUUACGGUUUUUUUUUAAUCGUUAGGUUUUAUUUAUUUAUUUUCCACAGUGCUGUAUUUCGUUACAUUGCACUCGCUAAUUGAACGUCUUGAACUGAGAAACGUUCGCUUUAAAGAAAUGGAUACAAUAUUUGCGCAGGUGUUACAGAGCUUGUUAAACAAGUUGGAAAGAAGUCUUUGUCAAAUAUGUUGUCAAUAGAAUUCCCUAAAGACGUGUUAUUCCGUUUAAGUAGUAAUAUGACCAGACAGGUGAUAUUGUCAGCCGGUAUUUAUUAUUGGCAGAAACUUCGUUUUGAGUAAAGUACACGAACAGCGGCUGGUUGCAUCAGCAGCCUGCUACCCUGUGUCUGUGUCACUGAAGUGGUGAUGGACAGCGGACCCGCUGCCGCUCCGCUCUUCAACAUAUCAGCACACUAGUCGAGAGCAGCGUGUACUCGGAACUACGUGCUUUUUCACCAUAAGAAGCUUACCUAACCACAGAUGUAGGUGCCAGGCUUUCACCAGUCCAAAUCUAUGUGGACAGCUAGCCUGCACAGAGUGACUGAAAUCAGGAAACGCGCGUAAAGAGAUCUGAUGCUGAUGUUGCUGCAGGCAUUGCUAAAUUAUAUAGCCUCGCGCAUAACCGGAACGCGAGAGCAGCGGCGGAAUUCGACCUGCUGACUACUGACAAGAAGUUUUCUCGUCUUUGGACACUGAUGCAGUCCGGAAUCUGCAGCCGGUGGCGGAGCUUUCCAGACUUUCUUCCUCACUAGAACCACGUUGUUUUUUGAAUGCUUGUGAGCGCUGCACCGGCGGGGGCUGAUGAUGGCUAGGCUCAGAGUGUCCUAUGAGUACUCGGAGGCGGAGGAUAAAACCAUCAGGCUCGGGCUGUUCCUCAUCGUCUGCGGGAUCGUGUCCCUCUUCAUCCUGUGUUUCUGCUGGCUGAAUCCCACCCUGCAGAAUAUGCAGUGCAAGCCUGUCAACUGCACCGUGCUGUCCGUGCAGCAGAGCGGGGAGAUGUUCGAGUGCACUUUCACGUGUGGGGUGGACUGCAAAGGCACUUCGCGCUACCCCUGCCUCCAGAUCUAUGUCAAUAACUCGGAGUCCUACUCCCAAGCACUGUUGCAUUUCAACGAACAGCAACUUCUUAUCAACCCAAAGUGUUCGUACCUUCCUCCAUGUGCAAGAGACAACCAGAAGAACACGGACAGUGUGCUGAAGAAGCAGCAUGACUGGACUAAGAACAUCUCCCAGUCCUUCACAUGCUUCUUCGACCAACAGAGAAGACCGGACGACGUGCUGCUGGAGCGCUCCCACGACGAGAGCGUGCUCCUGCACUGCGUGCUCUGGCCCCUGGUCAGCCUCCUGGUCGGGGUCCUGAUUGUGGUCCUCACCGUCUGCGCCAGGAGUCUGGCCGUCCGCGCAGAAGCCCUCCAGAAGAGAAAGUUCUCCUAGAGAGAAGAAUUGGGGCGAGAAGUGGCUGUCGACAGCCUGGGGUGCAGGGUAAAGGAGAAGCUGCGGAGGAAAAGAAAUAUUUACUAUUCCAUCUCUGACUGGACAAGCGAUAGGAUCAGCGUGCCGUCUGUCAAUGCAGAGGCCGCCCCCUGCCCCUCCCCCUCCCCCUCCCCCUCCCUACUCUGCUGUGCUGAUGUACACUGGACUGCUUACAGCUUAAAUGAAUGUUCCGUUAGUUUAAAAUAAAUUCCAAAUAGCAGCAGAAGUCAAACUUGCUCAAGAUGUCCGCUCACUGUGGAAAUGAUACAGGGGUGGUCUUUAUUGCAGGUUUGACUAGGGUUACCAGAUUUACAGAGUGAAAAAAGAAAACUUUUCUUUUUCUUCAACUCUUAAUAGCUAUAUAUAACAACACAAUCAUCAUUUAAAAGUUACACAUGGGGUGUAUUUAUUGCAAAUCAUAGAUGUCUGGUAACCCUAGGUUAAACUCUAUAGUCAACUUGUGAA